Molecule: messenger RNA, 3597 nt
Organism: Orbicella faveolata
Lineage: Eukaryota; Metazoa; Cnidaria; Anthozoa; Scleractinia; Merulinidae
Product: somatostatin receptor type 4-like
Biological process (GO): G protein-coupled receptor signaling pathway
Cellular component (GO): plasma membrane
Molecular function (GO): G protein-coupled receptor activity
Source: RefSeq, a predicted model, not a curated record
UUUUCCAUAAAACUUCCCGUAAAUACUUAACUAUGUUUAUGAAUUGAAAGAGAAGAAAAAGAUGGGUAAAAUAACUGAUGGACGGAGAAAUGAAGAUGUAAACUGGACCAUUGGGUUCCUAAGUCAUAGAUCAUGACAGCAAAACAGGCUUUUAUAUCAUUUUUUGGUAUUUUACUCCUCACGGAUAUUUUUUCUUAUCCCAUAUACAUGCUCUGAUAACUUCCCUGAAUUUUAAAUUUAAUAUGGGUUAUUAACCAAACUUGUAAGGUCAAUACGGCUGGAUAUUGGCUCAUCUUCUGCAACUUUUCCCUUUUAGGGUGGGGUAAGGUGAAACAUCCAGGAGGCUCCUACCACAAACUUCAACAGGCCCAGCUCCCGCUCGUCUCCAAUGCCGAAUGCUCCGCGAAGCUUGCUGUGUCACCUGUGGCGGGAAGAUUGAACAUUACCCGUCAAAUGGUUCGCGCCGGAGAUCUGGAUCCCAGUGAUAUGCAAGGUGGCUACCAUGGUGACAGUGGUGGACCAUUUGUCUGCAAGGACUCGACAUCCGGGAAGUUUGUCCUAGAGGGUGCGGUCAGUUGAGGCUCUUCGAAUUGUAACUUUGUUCAGCAGAGCAAACAGUGCACAGUGUUCGCUCGUGUCAGCGAGUUUCGCGACUGGAUUGAUCAACAAAUUGUCCUGAACUGAAGCAAUCAUACAACCGUAUUCACAGGGAUUUGACAAAAUUAAUACAUUAUAUAGACCGGUUUGACUGUUGAUAGCCGACGUUCCGCAAAAACAAAUCGUCUCUUUUGAAACUGCAUAUUUUCUUGAGAAUAAACGGAUUAGAAGGCAGUGAGUGUAAUAUCUCUUAUUCUCUUAACCGAAAGGUAAUUCCCUUCAUUACAUCUCGAUCCCAGCCUUCUAAUAAUACCCACCCCUCCCCGCCCCCCGCCUCAAAACGGGUUUUGUUUCCCAAAUAGCUCUCAGUGUUACCAUGGUGAUCUUGAUGAUUCGGCAAACGUUCGCCGUUUAGCCGUUUACACAGCAAAGUAAGAGAUAAUAUUUCUGUUUGCUACUAAUAGGAUUUUUUCCCUACUCUUGUGUUACUUGAUUUUAAGAUUAGAGCAAAAGAAAACAAAAUCAUGGCAAUUUUCCCGGGUUUUGUUUUUCGGUGUUUUUUUUUUUUUUAAGUCAUUCUUAAAGUCACCAAUUUCUGCGAUGUACGUAACUGAUGCCAAAUUACAAAACGUAAUGACAACGAGAAUGACAACCUCGCGACAAUCGAAUGGGGAAAAGAGAAAAACUAUAAGAAAAGAGCGAGACCGCCUCAAGUAGACACCAUUACGAUGGUCGAUUUAAUGAAAGGAGCAAAAAAGUCAAGUGCAAAAAGGUUUUUUAUCGUACAUAUAAUUUCCGUGCAAAUAUUUGACGGUCCUUACAUGCUGUAAGCUUUCCGAUUUCCGGAGACUUUACCGGGUUAAGACAAAGUCGCGGGCAGACUUUCAAAUUUCAGUUACAGUGCAUGGUGUAAAGCUCAUGUUUAAGUAACAAAAAUAAACCCACAAUAUAUUAAGGCAAGCUUUGUAAAAAUAUGCUGGCAAUCAAAAGUGCAACAAAUGUCCCGACGAAGAUUUAUAGCAUCCGAUGGUUUUACACUCUUUUGGAUUCACAUAUGGAAUAUAAAAAUAUUUGUUUAAUCUACGCAUAAAACAAAGUUUAAGAAGCGUUGUGGUAGAAUACGUGGCAUGCAAAUUGAGGCUUUCAAGCGACACAUAAUUUACACAUGUCUCUUCGUUUUCUUUGGUUUUUUUUUUUUCUAUUAUUUUCAGAGAUGGCAGUCUGCUAAGUCUGCCCUUGGGACGCGGUACAUCUCCGAGCGACAGGUCGAAUCUCCUGAAGUGUCCUUGAUUUGAUUGACAACAGCAUGGGUUAUCCUAAGGAAGAAAAAAGAGUUUCUUGGAAAACACCAUAAACUCUUUGUAGCCUAAAUUGUAUUUUCUUUUCUUUAAUCAAAACAGAAAAAUUUGCAUCUUCUUCCGGGCCGAAUAUUCAGCUUUUGGUAAACACAUGGAAAAUUAAACAAAUUGCUCUCCAUGCCGAAUGCAAAUUUUGGAAUAUCCCCCAGGUUGAAGAUUAUAAAUCAAUAUUGCACUUCGUUAACUGAUCGAAACGAUAGCAAUUCCUUUGAAACGUCGGUGUAACUGGAAGUCAACAAAACAAACAACAAAAAAACACACUGCGUCCUAUUUAACAACGUACGUUCACCAAUAUCGUUUAAUUGUUUCCGCUGCUAAAUGUUAUCCGCGUCGUAUUGCUGAACACGUACAUAUGUACGUAAAAUUAAGCCAAGGUUUCAGUCACGCAAGUCUCUCUUUCUUGUUGAUUCGGCAGCGGUACUUUAAAAACAUGGACGACUCGCGACGAGAAGCACAGCGUUCCGACAGGUCUGAUACCGGCGAUAUUGCCUUGGCGGUCUUUUACGCCGUUGUGAUAUUAAUCGGAAUCUUUGGCAACUCGUUGGUCAUUGCAGUGGUAUGGAAAACGAAGACGAUGCACUCGACGACGAACUACUUGCUAGUGAAUUUGGCAACGAGCGAUAUUCUCGUCUUGUUAUGGUGCCCUGGUACCUACAACUUUGCUGUCGUUGGCUCCUUCCCUGAAGGACAGUUGGGCGACUAUUUGUGUAGAUUUUUCACUGGCGAUCCUAUGGACACGCUUUGUCUGGGUGUUACGAUUUUCACGCUAACUGUGUUGGCUGUAGAGCGCCACCAAGCGCUUGUCACACCCAUGACGGCAAAGUACACCCUCACCAAGAAAACUGUAAUUUACGCCAUCGCUGCAACAUGGAUUAUCUCGAUGCUGAUAAGCGUCCCAGAUUUCAUUUUCACUCACGUCGACCGCACAACAGGGAAAUGCGUGUCUCCACUUGGUCCAGAAGUGGAUGUACGUAGCGGCAAAGCUACCUAUGUUAUCAUAGCCAUCAGUUUGUAUAUCUUCGUACCUCUCGUGAUUAUAACGUUCUGUUACUUUCAGAUUCUACGGGGAAUGUUCAUAACUCGCACCAUCUGCGCGGGACCAGCGAACGGAAAUGCCGAGAAAAAAAAGCUCGCCAUUCUUAUAAUUGCUGUGACGGUUGUGUUUUACAUCCUGUUUCUACCUUUCGCAAUAUUUGUGCUACACGUUGCGUUGAGAAAACAUUUUACUACAGAGCAUGGAGAAAACCAAACUGAAUUGACCGUGUUAAAAGUUCUAACUUUUCUGAUCGUUGCGAACAGUUCUCUGAAUCCUGUGCUUUACGCGUUUCAAAGCGAAAAUUACCGGAAGGCUUUCAGGAGUUUGUUUUGUUCGGAUAACUCUGUAGUUCAAAUACAACGUUUUUCUCUGCGGGAGAAAUCUCACACGAAGGUUCACCGUGUUAAUAUGGUGCAGCCUAAUGAACGAGUAUGAUACUGAGUUGAUGGAAACAAAUGAGAAUUUGUCAAACGUGUUCAGUAGUUUAAUUUGGUCUAGCCUUUUCAGAAUAUAACUUUGAAAUAGUAGCGCUUUUUUUCAACACGAAAUGAACUUUCCUUCUGGAAAGUGCAAGUAUAAAGCUAUUCAUGGCAUUUAUUUCAUUCA